Molecule: messenger RNA, 585 nt
Organism: Puccinia triticina
Lineage: Eukaryota; Fungi; Basidiomycota; Pucciniomycetes; Pucciniales; Pucciniaceae
Exons: 6
Coding region: 1-585 (194 amino acids)
Source: RefSeq, a predicted model, not a curated record
AUGUCAGCCCGGCAUGCGUUCGGCCGCCGCCAGCAAUGGGAGUCGCCGAUGGAGGGUGGAAUGGCGAGUGCAAUUGGGGCCUAUGCGGUCCAUUCGCGAUUCCUGGGCGUCAACCCUACGGUUCCUCACGACUUAAUCGCAACGAUCAUCGUGCCUCUAUGCGUGAUCCUGUACAUCGUAGGCUACGCGACUUUACCGAAUCCUGAGGAUGGUGUACAAGCCGGACGACGUGGUGCCACCCGAGAGGUUGCUAGCUUCACGGUAUUUAUUGUGCUUUGCACAAUGCAAGCCGUCAGUCUUAAGCAUGCCUGCUUCCAGCAACCACCUUGGAUACCGUACACGAUUCUCUUCGGGAUAGCUCUCUUGCUAUGGCUGCCGGCAAUAUAUGCGUUUUGUCUUCUGGCCGUCGCACUCGAUAGCUCAUCCUUCGUCCGAUCGAAAACCUUCUUUUACGUUGGUUUCGGCUUCGCCCACGCUCUGGCGAUUGGCAUACUGAUUGCCAUGCAUCGACAGAAGCGGAUGUGGGAGUACGAACUCGGCCAGGAAAAAGAACAUCCUGAGCCUGAGGUCGAGGAGGUCGCUUAA